Fusarium proliferatum ET1 is the source of this 3702-nucleotide messenger RNA. RefSeq lists its product as uncharacterized. NCBI's taxonomy places the organism in Eukaryota, Fungi, Ascomycota, Sordariomycetes, Hypocreales, Nectriaceae. The transcript has a single exon. The coding region runs from base 1 to 3702 and encodes 1233 amino acids. The record is from RefSeq and is a predicted model, not a curated record.
AUGGGCAUCUAUCCCGGAGGCAAGAGUACACGUAUAGACUCUCCUCGCCAUCUGACGAUACGACAUUCUCGCCGUGUUGUCGCUGCCAACCGCGCUGAUGCUCGUCUCAGCGCCACUCAAUCUGUGACCGUCCUCGCAGACGGCAAAGUCGUCGAGGAUGAGAUUGACCCGCUGCCUCCAGGCGAGCAAAAGCUCAAUUCAUUCUGGGCCCCUGGAAUCGAAGCAGGCCCGAAGCACAUAAUCUCUGUGAAGCAAAGCAUCCGGGCAAACGGCGAACAGCUCAACUUGGAGGCAGAACAGCCUUUCUACGUUGAUGCACCGCAGUUCUCCCUCCCAGAUGGAAGUGUCCACUCUACAUAUCCUCCAGCGGGGUACAGUGAUGAUCAUAGAAUCCUACCGCAUGUUGUCUUGACGGAUCCCCAUCUGCCAUGGGAGAGACUGGGUAGUCCAAAAGGCGGCACGAACAAGGCUCUCAAGGCUCAGAUGAAGAGAGUGGCUUUUGGCGCAGAGAAGUCUAGCAGCAUACCACGCAAUUGUGUGCCAUGGCUUGUCGUUCUUGCUUUCGCCCAAGACGAGCUUCGUCUGCCCCCAGAAGAUCUUGAUGGCCCAGGCAGUCUCUUCAGCAACACAAGCGAUGGCGUUCUCAAGCCCGUCAAGCAAUCGUCCACAAUGACAGUCAAUAUGAGCAUCGAUGACUUAUGGAAGUUGAAGACUGAUGUCACAACGCCCGUCACGAGCAGUCUCGGCCCAGCUUCCAUGAAAGAUAGCCGAGGAGACUUCAUCUUUGUAAAACCAGAGCUGUUCACCAGUCUUUUCUCCACGUUUGACGACAAAGGUAAUCGAGUCAAGGACAGCGGACCAGAUACAUCACAGUACAAAUACCUUUCCCAUGUACGCAAGAUCAAUGGCUCUGGAAUGGCUCUUGCUGGUGUAGAGGACACUGCUGUUUUCAGCAUCGUUGUCGGCAACAGAUCUGGCCCCCUUGACAAUGUCAUUCCGACCACUAUGUGCGCACAUCUGGUCUCCAUUGAGGGCGUUGAAGCCAUGAGCUAUCCAAACCAGAGCCAUCGAUACGUGGCUCUCUGCUCCCUGUACAGCUGGAACUACACAGUCCUCCCUCCAAAUACCCUCAAUGUUCCGGAUGCCUUUGAGAACCUCGGUCGCACACUCAACGUGCUGCGAGCUCCCGAUGAAAUCAUAGCGCCUCUCAAAGCAUCCAAUGACAAGGCCCAGCAACUUGUCGGCCGCCGUCUGAGCGAUGGGUACACCUUGGUCAAAUACCGCGUUCAAACAGGCGAGGCGACUGUGGCGCUGUAUCGAGGUCCAUUUACUCCCACGUACGUGCCUACCUUGGAGCAUCUGACCAAGUGCUCAACCUCUGGUGUGGACUUGCAGGUUCUUGAUAAGAACUUGGGCAUCAUGGAUGUGACGUACUCGGUCGCGUGGCAAGUUGGUCGCACUAUGGCUCUUGGCGAUCAAGCAUUUGUCGCUGCGCUGGGACGCGUGAGAACUGCAGUACAUGCCGCCGCAGCAAAACAGGUCAAGAUCAGUGCUGUCAAGGAUGUCAAGGAUACAGCAUUUCGCACUCGCGAUGAUCUUCUCAAAGAUCUCGCGUCCAUGGUCAAGGGUCUUGCUGACAUCCAUCUCCAACACCGCGGUUCCGAGCCUCAGGAACCUGGUGAUGCUCCUGAUAGAAGACAGCCUGGCAGGCCUGUGUUCAGGCAUGGAGGAGCUAAGAAGCGAUGGCACCACAAGAAGCUCCAACGUCGUGAUCGGCCAACACUCUCAUUUGAUUCGGGUCUCUUCGAGGACAAGUACCCAGCUGCCGCGCUGGACUCUGUUCGCAAACUUGCUUCAAGUCGAUCUGGUGACCCUUACGAUGAGACCAAUGAUCCACAAUCGUCAGACUGGAUGACUGUACUCUCGUGGCUGAUUGACCGUAUGUUUCUCGCGGGUGUGCCAGCGCACUAUCUCAUCCCUGAUCCGAGUUACCUACUGCCAGAGAACCUACGUUUCUUUCACAUAGACAAGAACUGGGUAGAUGCCCUCAUUGACGGCGCUCUCUCCCUCGGCAACCAUUUUGGAACUGACGAGGACCGAGUCGCUAUCAAGAAAGCACUCAAUGACUACAUCGGCCGUACGCCAGAUGGGAUGGACCAUCGCGUCCAGAUUCCUGCUUACGGCUUCUAUCUCCGCUCAGACCUGGUGACUAUGUUUCCAGAUCUUCGCGUGGAGGUUCUAUCCAAUGAUAGCGCCCUUAAGGCCGCUGGUCAAGACCCUCCUGCGGGUGCACCUCUUUUGCGUCAUGAGAUUGUCGCAGAUGGUGUCAUGAUGGCAUUCAUGGACCGUGUUCCUGGCUCCGCGCAGUUUUCGUCUCUUGUCUUUACACAGCCAGCACAUCAGCAGCGGUUCGCUGUGGCUCGUGGUCUAGACACUGCUCAGAUUAGGGUUGACAUCAGACGUCAGUACACUGUUGAUCAAGCUACCAGGGAAACAGACAAGAGUAGGCACAAGGCGCUCAACGAAAACCCAAUCACAUACACUCCAACCACGGAGAAGAACAUCUUCAUAUGGAACUCUGUACCCAGCCAAAGUCUUAGCGACUUGCGCAUAAUACGCCUUCCUGCUUUUGCAGACUUACAGCUCGAUAUGUUGCAACAUCACAUGGGGAGCCAAGAAGGAACUGGCACAGCUUACUUUGCGGAUGACGCUUCUACGUCUGCACUGUUCGCUAUGCAGCUCAACGAUCCCAUUUAUAACUUGACCAUCAACAUGGCUGAGCGUGCUUCGUCUGCGCAGGCGAUAGCAGACUUGGCUCCUCCUGAUAUGGGAGACGGAAGCCCAGAGUUGAGGACUAUCAACAUGAUGGAAGCGGUUCGGGUCAAGAAGCUAUCUUCUCCUGGUGCAGAGGUCUCUGCAGCGCCAGUAGAGAACGAACCCCAUGAUGAGAAUGGGUACAAUGAUCCAAGCCACGAAGAUAGCUUCAUGAGAGCUGAGGACUAUGUUUCUCCACUGGACGUGGUCUCAAACUACCUCGCGCCUCAUGUCCGAGCGAUGCCACUUCAUCGAGGGCCAAGUGCCAGCGACCCAGACAAUAUUCCCACCAACGCCCCUAGAAGCGAAGUUGGAACCCGUCCCUUCAAAGACAAGCCACCCGGUUCUGAGCCAGCAUCAGCACCAAGGUUCCUUCUACGCGUCAGCAGCAACCUAGCCGACAAUCACAGCCAAGUGGUCCUCGACAGAAACAAUCUUCCCCAAGACCUCAUUUUCUCCAUCGUUCUAAGGCAGAGCGAGAUCAAUCAGUAUCUCCUCAUGGAAGUUACCAUCGACAUCGCACUGGGUUCGCCCAACGAUGCCACAUACGCUUUGAUGUCGAACUACACUGGUCCCGGGGCACAUAUGCUGACGAACCUGCGCUUCAAUGUGAUCCCGACUACAUUCCAUGACCAGAACCAGGAUCGGUAUUAUUUGCGCAUUCGGCUACUGCCGAGGGCUGAGAAGGGCUGGGUCAUGGCGCCGGCUGUGCCUGAGUUGAGCUUUCUGCUUGGCUUGGCUAGUAUUAAUUCUCCUGGGUUUGAAACCAAAACUGCGGUAAUCCAGUCUCGGGCGAGAUAUUGCAGAAACCCUGCACUUCAGUUGGUGGAGCCCAAUGUGAUGAUAGUGGAGAAUCCUCCUCUGUCUGUAGAGGUAGUCAUGCAUUAG